AUGCCGACCCCCGCAUGCUUAACUGCUACCACCACCACGCAGCCUUUGGCCACCACCGAUCCGCUCCCUAGCCCUCUGCCGUCGAGCCGGCUCGCAUCAGCGAUGACCGAGAAGCUCGAUAGCCCAGCAGUCAACUCGGGUCGGCCCUAUGUGGUGCUUCCGCCCACUCUUGCUCAACUCGUUGAAGACCGCUUCGACGAGGACCAGUAUGAGCAGGCCGUGGCUCUCCUCGAGCAGGUCCUGACGCAAGGCUUGAGGCCAUCUGCCAAGACCAUUCAGAGAUUGAUGGCUCUCAGUCUCUGCUCGCUCGCUCCUGGUCAGCUUGCAUCCACCUCCAGAUGGACCCUGGAUGACCACCUCCACGAUAUCGCUUCGGGUCUGUAUGCCCACACCAAGCGCAAUAACGGCGAAAAACGUGACCUCAAGAAUGCCGCUUCCUCUACCUCCGAAGGUCCCCCUCCCGAGGCUGUAGUCAAGGCGACAUCGCUGCUCCACGAGUACGCCAGCGCAGCCGCAGCACAACCUUCAUCCGGUCAAGGCAGCUCCAGCCAGCUCAGAGAGGACCGCACAUUACCACUGACCGCGCAUCAAAUUCUCGAGUCGCUUCCGUCUCGCAGGAAGCCGUUGUCGUCUUCUCGCAGUGGCUCUCCCAGGCCCUCGCGACAAACACGCCGAGGCUCUGUGCCAUCCGACGGCAGCGGCAGAGAUGAAUCCUUCGAGCAAAGCUCCGUCGAGCGCUGGAUCUCCGAGCAUCUGUUACAAGCCGAGGAUAUCUGGGACCUCCUCUGUGGUCGACAAUUCUCAGCUGCAACGACUUCCAAGAGCGCUUCGUUGACGUACGUGUACGAGUUCUGGAUGAACGCAUCACAGCGCAAACGAUUCCUCAGGCAGCUGCAGAGUGCCGAUCCUAAGACCCACCGACUCGAGGACAAGCUUCGAGAGCUCCAACGCAAGAAGAAAACUGGUGAGAAGAUGGAGUCGCUAUCCUCAGAUAGCGAUCAAGACUCCGAUUCCGACGACGACUUGCCCUCGCUUUCUAUCCCCGGUCGCGGCAAAAAGGGGCCGGCCUCACCCAAAGGACGUCGAGGUCUCAGCACUGCCUCUCCUUCUCCUAAAAAGCGCCCGCGCACAGACAAACCUUCAACAUCACAACGAGAUGACGACGAGACAGGGCAAAACCAGCUGCAGAUGACCGAAGGUGCGUGGCGGACACUUGCCGCGCUCGUCGCCCUCUGGGAGCGAACCACUCCACUAGCUUUACCGACCGACGACGGCCAAGAUUCUGCAUCCAAGAACAGCAAGCCACCCCUCCUAUGGCAAUUCCCUCGCAGCCAUCUCGCCAGGAAGGGACCGCGCGGGCCCAAUCCACACGACGCCACCGACGACAUUGACCGCGCUCUGGACCUCGCAUUCUCGUUCCCACGCAUCCUGCCCGCAUUCACGCCGCCCUCGGCAGAGAGCGGAAACGAUUACGGUCUCUUUGACAAGGCCGCAUCGAACCAAUCCCACGGUCAUAAACGCCUCCUCUCUUCAGUCCCACAAGCAGAGCUCAUGCAGCGCCAGACAAUCGGCGAGCAAAGGCAGCAGCAGUGGAUGGCCGCGCGGGCCGAGACUGCGGCUCGGCUGCUAUCGCUGAUGUAUCAAUUGGUCAAGCAGGGGUACAUCCAGUCUGGUGUCUUCACGGAAGGAGUCUCGGACCGGCUUGAGGCUCUGGAUGCCGUCGAGAUCCAGUACAUCAUACUGCCGCUGCUACGUCGACAGCCCUCAGCCGUGGCCAGCGUGCUCGCUAGCCACCUGGAGGAUUUUGCAAAGGACCCGGCAGGGUCGAAGAAGCGAACGGCAUCCUCUACGAUCCCGAUUCGAAUCGGCGACGGUGUCAGCUUGGACUUGGACUUGGCUCUUGCACAGGUGUUGCCCGAGGAAGAGGCUGCGGCGUCGCGCCUGCGGAGGUGCUUGACGCGAGACCAGAGUGGUGAUGCCAAAGCCUUGCAGGCGUUCCUGUCGCUCAACCGGCUCGAACUGGACGCCUCGGCAAACACUAGCAGCCCGCUCUCGUUCCCCGACAAGGCUGCGGGAGGCGAAAGCGAGGUGGUGCGAAAGCAAGCAUCGAAAACGGCACGGGUAGUGACGAUUUCGCGCGUCAAGGGCCGGCCUACCACUGCGACCGCCAAGGACACCAGCGGCGGCACGAACGACGCUUUGACAAACGACAUGAAGAAGGGGGGAAUCGUCGCAUUUGCCUUUGUGCGCAUCCUGCAGAUGCAAGAUCGGGACCGCAUCAACCAGAUCAAGUUCCUGCUUGCUCGAUCGUUGGCAAGUGCGCAGACGAGCUCUCGUGCAUCCUCCGGUUCCGACAAGGCGGAGGAAAGCGGCAGCACAUCUCGAGAGGCAGCUGUGGCAGUGCAGCCGCGCGAUGUACGAUCGUUCCUGUCGCGACUCAUCAAGGCGUUCGAGCGCGACGCCGACGAGAUGGAGCAGUGCCUCUCCGCCAUGGACACGCACGUCGACAGCCAGGCUGAUUCUCGACGGACCAAGUCAGAGACGCAGGACAUCGGUGCGAUGCAACUGCCGACCUUGCAGUCGCUCAUCAAUCGCGGCUUCAAGUGUCUUGAGGCGACGCAGACGUUGGCCCAUUCGACCCGUGUGUUGCGCGAGUGCCUUGCCUCGGAUUGA
Messenger RNA from Moesziomyces aphidis, 2673 nucleotides. The record is from the annotation of a GenBank genome assembly. NCBI's taxonomy places the organism in Eukaryota, Fungi, Basidiomycota, Ustilaginomycetes, Ustilaginales, Ustilaginaceae.